UUAAGUAUACUAUUCACAUCUCAUACUUUGUCUUAAAUUUGCUUAGUGAGUUGUUUAUCCUUGGGGAUAUAAUCCGCAGUUCAUCAGAAGGUUAGGUCAAGUUACGGAACAUGACAUGAAAUGCUGUAUUUAUAUCCUUCGGGAUAUAAUCCGCAGGGAUGCGUACAUAUAACCGUGUUCGUAUCUCAUCUUGUAGUAGCUACAAUGUGAUGAGUUAUGCAUGCUUGUCAAUUUUAUUGCUUUGAUGUUUGUAACCUACUACUACAGGUGACAAAAAUUCCUAAGACAUUUUCGACCUUGACAAGUUACAUGAAAACUUUCAUUCCUUCGCUUGUGAAUGAAAAGCUUAAUUCAAUUGGUGAACAUGUGGAGUUUUGCAUGGUAAAUUUGUACACUCACUUACCAACUUCUUGCAUUUCACUAAAGGUUGUGACGGACAUGAUUGGAGCUUUGGAUUUGCUCAAUUCUCUUAAAUCUUUACUGCGUGAGGUUGGUUUUGCUAAUGAAAGGUCACAAUUAGUUCUAAAAGAUUGUCUUUGUAAACUGAGGUCACUUCAUAAAUUUUGUGUUCCUAAUUUGAAAAUUUUGGAGAAAAUAAGGAAAUUCUGCUUGGCAAAUGCUUCCUUAAUAUUUUGCACCGUGUCAAGCUCUGCUAAAUUGCAGACGGAGAAAAAGGCACCCCUGGAUUUGUUAGUGAUUGAUGAAGCUGCUCAGCUUAAAGAAUGUGAAUCAGCAAUUCCUUUUCAACUACCUGGUCUUCGCCAUGCUGUUCUCAUAGGAGAUGAGAGGCAACUCCCUGCUAUGGUUAAAAGCAAGAUCACCGAGAAGGCUGGUUUUGGAAGAAGUUUGUUCGAAAGACUUCUACUGUUGGGACAUGAAAGGCACCUUCUCAAUGUCCAGUAUAGAAUGCAUCCAUCAAUCAGCUUAUUCCCAAAAAGGGAGUUUUACAACAACCGGAUAUUAGACAGUCCAAAUGUCAAGCAAGGAAGCUAUGAGAAGUGCUUUCUUUCAGGAAAAAUGUACGGAUGCUACUCCUUUAUAGAUGUAGCCAAUGGACAAGAAGAAUUUGAUUGCGGGCAUAGUCAGAAAAAUAUGGUUGAGGUUGCUGUGGUCUGUGAGAUUGUUGCAAGCCUUUACAGAGAAUUUAUUCGAACAAAAAAGAAGGUUAGUGUUGGGGUAAUAUCACCUUACUUAGCUCAAGUUAAUGCAAUUCAAGAGAGAGUCAGGGAAUACAGUGAAGUUUCUGACACUGAUGGAUUCUCUGUAAGUGUGCAAUCUGUUGAUGGAUUCCAAGGUGGUGAAGAUGAUGUGAUAAUUAUCUCCACAGUCAGAUGUAACGAGAAAGGAUAUGUCGGAUUCAUUUCCAAUCUUCAAAGAGCAAACGUGAUGCUAACACGUGCAAGGCACUGUCUUUGGAUUUUGGGGAAUGAAGCAACUUUGAUUAGAAGUAACUCUAUUUGGAAGAAGCUAAUUCUUGACGCAAAGAAACGCAAAUGCUUUUAUAAUGCUGCUGAGGAAAAGAACUUGGCUCAGGCCAUUGCAGUUGCCCUCAUGGAGCUUGGCCAACUUCAUAUUCCACUUAAUUCUGAUUCUUUGCUGUUCAAAAAUGCCAAAUGGAAGGUUUGCUUCACCAAUGAAUUUCAGAAUUCCAUACAAAAGAUUAAAGACACUGAGAUCCGUCGGGAAGUGGUUUCCUUAUUAACAAAGCUCUCCAAUGGUUGGCGCCAAUCUCGCAAGAAUAAAAGAACUACAGCCCAUGGGACUUGUGCUCAAGUUUUAGAGAAGUACAAAGUUAAAGGGCUGCUGAAUCUCAUUUGGUCUGUAGAUGUUCUCCAGGAGAAUUCAGAUUAUGUCCAGGUUUUGAAGAUUUGGGAUGUUCUUCCGGUUUCUGAUACUCCCGAACUUGAUAAGCGGCUUGAGAUCAUGUUUCAUAGCUAUACAACCGCUGAGAUGAACCUUUGCCUGCUCAGAUGUGUUGAUGGAGACGCAGUUGUCCCGGUUAGAAUGCCGGUGGAUUCGAGCAGCUCCCAUGAGGCUGAGGCUGAUCCUGUGGAGGUUCUUUCAAAACCAUUAUCUUCACUCAGUCUAAAAGAUGAGCCCCAAACAUCAAGCAGUGAGCCACAAAGUCAUAGAAAGACUAAAAAUAAUAUGCCCAGAAGGCAGAGAAAGAAGGCCACCAAGUUCUAGAGGAGAGCACCAUCAAUAAUAUACGUCGA
Prunus avium (sweet cherry) is the source of this 2216-nucleotide messenger RNA. Lineage: Eukaryota; Viridiplantae; Streptophyta; Magnoliopsida; Rosales; Rosaceae. The record is from RefSeq and is a predicted model, not a curated record.